AUGUCGUCUAGGGCAUUGCGAAAGCUGCAGAAGCAGCGUGAAUUAGAAGCACAGGUGCAGUUUGAGAAGGAUCAAGAAAGCUCAAACGAUGAGGAUGCCAAAGUGGCCGCUCCAAAGGCCAAGUUAAAUGCAUUUGACUUGCUGAAUGCCGCCACCGCUGCUGAAGACGAUGAAGAGGAAGACGAUGAAGAUGAUGAGAAAGGCUUAGAAUAUGAGUCAAAAGCAGAGACACAGCACAAACCACUAGCUUCGGUCUCAACAAGCAACACAAAAGAGGCCUCGAAGAAGAAGAAAAAGAAGAAGAAGAAACAAAAGCGGGAGACCACGGCGCCAAGGCCGGUUUCUGAGGCAGAAAAAGUAGCUGCAGAGGAAGAGCUGGAUGAUAUUGAUCGAGCUCUCAGAGAUCUAUCAGUGAAGAAUGGCGCUUACGCCACCUCGAGCGAGCAACACAAACCGGCAGUCAGUGACCAGGGUAACUUGUUCGCAAAGUCGCCUGAAGAACUUCUUGCCAUCGAACCCAAGUCACUGAACGCAAUAAAUGAAAUGCGAAAGCUUUUCGGUAAUGUUGUGCUUGAGUCAUUCGAGGAGCAGGAGACGGCUGGGUCUGGACGACGAAGAGAACGGCAACGAGAAAUGAUCGACCUGGGAAAAGCAUUAAGUGGUCGCUAUAGCCCUGCGAGCAGGGGACAGAGUCUCGCUGGAGUGACUUUGAGGAAAAACAUACUCAUGCAAGGCAAAGACGAAUGGCCGAGGACCACCAGUGGAGGCCUUGGAAUGGAACUCGUCGAGAAACUGGCAAAUGGCAACAGUCUGUACCGGCUUGUGCACAAUAAAGCUUAUGAGGAUAUUCAGAUGCAGUUUGAAAUGUGUGUGGAGUCGAUGGAUCCUCAGAGGCUGAUUCACCUCCUACAAUACAACCCAUACCACUUAUCAACGUUGCUCCAAGUCUCCGAAAUAGCCAAACAUCAGAGCGACCACGCCGUCUCAGCUGACCUCCUGGAAAGAGCAUUGUUCAAUAUCGGGCGCUCAGCCCACUCGUCUUUUGGCGCCCAGCUCCAGGCAGGCAAGGCGAAACUGGAUUUCAUGCAAACCGAAAAUCGGGAAUUGUGGCUCACUGUAUGGAGGUACAUUGCAAAUCUUGGAAUGAAAGGAACAUGGCGCACCGCCUACGAAUGGGCCAAGCUGCUUUUGAGCCUCGACACAGAUGACCCGUAUUGUAUGAGACUGGUUAUUGACCAUCUAGCUCUGCGAGGCCGGCAGUACGAACAUUUUAUCUCGCUUUGUACCGAGACCGUGUUCAGGGAAGAUUGGGCAUCAUACCCCAACAUUCAGUGUUCACUAUCAUUAGCAUAUCUACGCCUAAACAAACCAAAGGAGGCUCGUCAGCAACUCCGAUUGGCGAUGUCUCGUUAUUCAUGGAUAUUCAGCCGGUUGGCUCAGGAGUUGGAUUUGCAACCCAUCCCCAAGCGGAUAUGGGGGAAAAUGCCACCGGCACAGUCUCAUGAACUGCUCACUGAGCUGUAUGUAUCCCGGGCCAAAGAUCUCUGGAACACUCCCGAAGUUGUCUCGCUCCUGGUGGAGAUAGCAGAAACUCUUUCCGACAAAGAAGAGCCUCUUGAGCCGCCAGAGAUUUCUCUAGAUAUUGCGCGCCAUGUCGUGCUGUCCGAUAUUCCACGGGUUACAACCCAUCUUCCAACUCGGUUUACAACAGGCAGAAUAUCGGCUUCCGACCCCCUCCCGCCAUAUGAAUCUGAGGCUCACCGCCAGCAGUCCGACCCGGUGCCAUCCUAUAUAUCACGAGUCCCCGAUCUUCUCCAACCGCAGUGGUUGAGGGAUUUGCUCGGGCGCAUGAAUAUCGAUGUAGAAGGGCUCCAUGCGGCAGAGCACGAUCUUGCUGACGACGAAGAGGCCGAGGCCAACGAAGGAACACCGGAUCUGGGGUCUAUUGAUGGCGAAAACACUAGAGACUCUUCAACUCCGCCUUCCAGCGACAACCAAGAGGCGCUCAGGCAGUGGCUGCUUGGCGCUGGCGUGCUGCAUCUCCGGAGUUUUCUGUUCCAUCACGGCGUAGAUCGCGGGAACUGGGGCGAAGGCGUAGAUGACGAGUCUUUGAGGAACUAUAUCGAGGGUCUCAUGAGGAUCGACCCGUGGGAGGAUAGAGAGGAUCUACUCUAUGGGCCAAUUCAGGAUCUUGUAGGCGAAAUGGUGGUAGAUCUUCUUGAAUCUGAGUGCCAGAUGCACCCGGACUACUAG
Talaromyces atroroseus is the source of this 2253-nucleotide messenger RNA. RefSeq lists its product as hypothetical. The transcript has 2 exons. Lineage: Eukaryota; Fungi; Ascomycota; Eurotiomycetes; Eurotiales; Trichocomaceae. Bases 1 to 2253 code for a protein of 750 amino acids. The record is from RefSeq and is a predicted model, not a curated record. Gene Ontology annotation, cellular component: RQC complex. Gene Ontology annotation, biological process: ribosome-associated ubiquitin-dependent protein catabolic process; rescue of stalled cytosolic ribosome.